UUAAUGGUUAAGGACAUCAGAGAACACAUUUUGGACCUGCUAAAUAUAGCAAACCUCGUCUCAUUUGUGUGCCGUAGGUAACCCGAGCUGCAGCUGAAUUUAUGCCCAGGGAAUCUAUCAGCCUCUAUAAAAAAAAACCUCACAUGACUCUGUACAUGAGAGCGAGAAAACUUUUCAAGAUAAACAGAAAAAACAAAAAAUGUGUACUUCUUCUUCUUCUGGAGUGCAGCUUCGUGUCCUGCCGAGCAGCAGCUGCUUCUUCGAUGAAGCGGUUCAGAUUAAACUGAGCGGUUUGCCUCCUGGGAAACACGUGGAGCUCCGCGCCAAACACCAGGACGACAAAGGCGUUGUUUUCCGGGCCGCCGCUACGUACCAGGCAGACGCGCGAGGGGAAGUAGAUGUGAGCCGCCAGCCGUCCACGGGAGGCUCCUACACGGGGGUGGAGCCGAUGGGUUUGUUCUGGUCCAUGCUGCCAGAAAGUCCUCACAAGAAGCUGCUGAAGAGAGACGCGUCCAGUCCUGUCCUCGUCCACAUCGAGGCGCACGGAGACGGACAGGUCCUCACUCAGGGGACCAACGAGAGACGCUUCAUGGCUGAUGGAGUGAAGAGGGUCCCUGUAAGAGACGGCAGGUUACGGGGAACUCUCUUCAUCCCGCCUGGUGAAGGUCCGUUCCCUGGAAUUAUAGAUCUGUAUACAUUAGGAGGCACCGUGUGUGAGCCGCGAGCAGCUCUACUGGCGAACAAAGGCUUCGUGGUGUUUGCUCUGGCUUUCUACGGCUACCAGGACAUGCCCAAAACCGUGAACACGCUCCAUCUGGAGUACUUCGAGGAAGGUCUAACAUUUCUGCAGGAGCACCCCAAGGUGAAAAAAACAGGAAUGGGAAUAUUGUCACUCUCAAAAGGUGGAGAUCUGGCUUUGUCAAUGGCUUCCUUCCUUCCCAACGUUGCAUCCAUCAUCUGCAUCAAUGGCUGUAACGCCAACACCAUGUUCCCCCUCCAUUAUAAGGACAUGGUGAUCCCACCGCUUAUUCUCAACAUGCAGAACGUAAUCACGACACCAUCAGGCAUCGCUGAAGUGCUAAACGUUUUUCCAGAUGUGACAGCAGAAGAGACGCGAGAUUUGAUCAUCCCUAUCGAGCGAGCCAGCUGCAAGUUCCUGUUCAUAGUGUCAGGAGAUGACAAGAACUGGAACAGCACCUUUUUUGCAUCGCAAGCUUGCAGCAGACUCAAAGCACACGGAAAAGCGAACUAUGAAACAGCGAAUUACCCGAAAGCAGGACAUUUUAUGGAAGUCCCUUAUAUGCCCCAUUGCCCGUCCGGGUUCAAUGGCGCAGUGGAACAAGUGAUCGAGUUUGGGGGAGAACCGAAAGCUCAUGCAGAUGCACAGGUUGACGCUUGGAGGAGAGUUGAAGUGUUUUUUAAAAAACAUUUAAACGGUGUUGACUUUAUAAAAGCCUCACUUUGAGCAGCGGUUGGACAUUUAUAGAGACAUUGUUUUGUGUUCAUAGAGACAUUUUUUUAAAUGUCUACACUAUACGUUUCUCCUUCUGAGGCUUUCUUGGUGGAGUUCAGAUCUUCUGGAAAAAGUAUUAGAGCUGGAAAUUCUGGAGCAAAAUAUGUCUUAACAUACAGGAAUAUUGUGUACGGCCAAGACACAGUAUUGGUGGUGAUUUUAUUUUAUUAUGUAUAAUGCAUACAUAUAAUACAGAAAAUGUGUGUGGCCAAAGAAGCUACUUUUAGUAGCAGUAAGUUUAUGCAACAUGGAAGUGACCAUUCUCACGUCCCAAAAAAAUUCAAGUUUUUAUUUAUAUGUCCCCCAAAAGAUUUUAUAUGAGCCCACAUUUUCAGCAUUAUACUGUCUCGCUUCAAACAAUAAUCAUUUAAAAUGCGAAAUAUUAAUUAUUCUUUAUGAGAUAUUUUAGGUAUUGUUUCUGAAAUUGG
Molecule: messenger RNA, 1941 nt
Organism: Clarias gariepinus (North African catfish)
Lineage: Eukaryota; Metazoa; Chordata; Actinopteri; Siluriformes; Clariidae
Product: acyl-coenzyme A thioesterase 2, mitochondrial-like
Exons: 3
Coding region: 200-1465 (421 amino acids)
Biological process (GO): acyl-CoA metabolic process; fatty acid metabolic process
Molecular function (GO): fatty acyl-CoA hydrolase activity
Source: RefSeq, a predicted model, not a curated record